AUGGAUAUUACAAAAUCUUCAGGAUACAAAGAUUUCUUGUGGGCAGUUAAGCUACAUCGUAUAAGUUUAGAAAUGGUAGGCUUGUGGCCUAAAUUCAACAAAUAUAAUAAAAAGAACUUGUGGUUAGAAAUUUGGGUCGACAUCAUUUUUGUUUUAUUAAUAUUUGUUUCUAAUGUUCCGAUGAUAUAUACAGUUAUAGAAGUUUGGGGCAAUAUGAUAUCUGUCAUAAAUAGUUUACGGACAACGUUAGCCAUGCUAAUAAUAUCAGUGAAAUACGUUAUCAUACGAUGGAAACAAACAAAUGUCUUGUCAAUCAUAAAUAUGAUGGCAGAAGAUUGGAUGGCUUUCAAGUUGGAUAGAGAAAGAGAUGUGAUGAUAAAACGAGCACAAACAGCGCUUAUGAUGAUUGGAUAUAUUUUCAUAAUAAUAGAGUCUUUCACAUUCAUUGUCUUUCCUUGUUUCGGCAUUCAAGUAAUACACGUAAUGAAUUCCACGGAUCGACGAAAAUUUUUACCAUUGGCAACAUACCAUUUCUACGACAUAAAUAAGAGUCCACAAUUUGAAUUGACAUUUUUCAUUCAUAUCAUAACUUCCUUGUUAUUAACUAUCAUUUACAUGUCUGUAGAUAUUCUUCUAGUAUUAAUGAUUCUUCAUAUUUGUGGUCAAUUAGAAAAUUUUAGAUGUCGAUUAAAUAAUUUAAUUUCAUGCAAAAAUUUUAAUAAAGUUUUAAACAACAUCGUAGGAACUCAUCUACGUCUUAUCAGGUAUGAAUUUUUAUUGUAA
Atta colombica is the source of this 783-nucleotide messenger RNA. RefSeq lists its product as uncharacterized. Gene Ontology annotation, cellular component: plasma membrane. The record is from RefSeq and is a predicted model, not a curated record. NCBI's taxonomy places the organism in Eukaryota, Metazoa, Arthropoda, Insecta, Hymenoptera, Formicidae. Gene Ontology annotation, biological process: sensory perception of smell; detection of chemical stimulus involved in sensory perception of smell. Gene Ontology annotation, molecular function: odorant binding; olfactory receptor activity.